This is a messenger RNA of Gossypium arboreum, 1957 nucleotides long. RefSeq lists its product as uncharacterized. The transcript has 3 exons. The coding region runs from base 1046 to 1369 and encodes 107 amino acids. The record is from RefSeq and is a predicted model, not a curated record. Lineage: Eukaryota; Viridiplantae; Streptophyta; Magnoliopsida; Malvales; Malvaceae.
GGACAAUGGGUUAAGUUUUUUUUUUUUUUUUUUUGUUGUACAAAGACGAGAAGAAUUUUAGGCGAAGUAAAGCUAAAAACGAUUCAGAAGCAACCUAGCCCAACGGCGAGUUUCUCUCUUCAGGUGGCAAUUGUUUGAUGAUUGUAGUAUAAUUUUGACGUCCUGGAGAAGUUUCAUGUCUUCAAAGAUUGGCUGCUUUAAAACGUCCUGUGUUAAUAUUUCUCCCUCCUAAGUAGCCUGCAGUAAUUAACAUUAAAAGUUCUGAGAAGCAAUACAAUAGCACGGAGGAUGAAACUAUGCAAAGAUAUAAGCUGAAAACCAUUGGAAUCCCGGAACAUAAUUUUGUCUGUUGUGGACAAUGAUGAGGGAGAGCAACCAUUGAACAGGGGAGGGAUUCACCGAAAGGGGGCUUGAGAUCUUUGUUGAAGAGAGGGAGAAACAUUGCUUAGAAGAAGUUGAGAAUUAUUUGAGUAAUUUUUGAGAUUAUCUUUUUUUUUUGAUAAAAAACCACCCUAAGAUCAACCUCAUUUUAUUGCAUCAUUUUGUUGAACAGGGUUGCAUCAUUUUGUUUGAGAUUAUCUUAAUCACCAUAAAAGGGGCAUAAAUUAGUGCCUUUGAAAAUGAGAUUGUUUCUUUGAAGGCAACUGACUUGACUUUUACUCAGAACUUCAGCAUUUUAAUCCUUUUAUGAAAUGAAGCUUAGAGGAGAUCAUCAGUUUUCAUGGAGGAUUUUGAAAAUAGUACUAAAAAUAUUAGGCAUUAAAUUAAUCUUAAGAGGAAAAAUCUCGAGAACCAUCAGUCUUUAAUAAUUUUUUAUAAAAAUACAUUAAAAGUUUUAUAAGUAAAAAUAUUUGAGAGAGAGAGUGAAAUAUGAUGUAAAAGUAGAAGAACCAUAUUGAAUUGUCGGAGUUUGGGUUAUUCUAAUUAUUAACUACCAAACCGGCUAUAACCCUAAACCACUGAACCCGACGGAGAAGAAGCCCUAGGAAUUUCAAUCGGGUAAAGUCUCCGGCUUUGCUUCUCAAACUUAAGAUCUGAAGAUCCAAUGGAGAAAGAACAAUCAGCAGGAGGCGAUAUAUCAUCAACCCAAGCUGUUUUACUUGGAGCUAUAGCUCCUGGUGUCAACGGUCCUACAUGGAGUACUCUAAAAUUAACGUUUUUGAUGUUAGGUCUUUGCCUUGCUCUCAUGUUGGGUUUAGCAUUCUCCUCUACUGAUUUCUCCUUGAUUCUUCAUGUUGCUUUCCUUGUUCUCAUUGCCAUCACCCUCUUCUUGCUUCUUAACUGGUUUCUUGAACAGACCGGUUUGGUUUCUGUUGAGCGCCAAAUGCAAGAGAUGGACUUAAUACCGAAUAAUCGUAAGAGAGAAUGAACAAGAAUCGAUUUAACAGAAUGAACUGAGUUUUCUUUUUCUUAACUUUUGAAUUGCAUUACGGGUGAAGAUGUCAUCAAACACAAGGAAAGGUGGAGGGUUUGAGAAUGAGAUGGCAUUUCUAAGAAAACAUGUUAAAGAGAAGUGUUAGCAAAUCAUGUUGCUUCAUUUUUCUUUCCCGGGAAUCACGUCGGGGACGCCGAUCAUUAGUCGCUCUUUGCUUCCUUCUCCUUAUGUUUGCUCUUCUUGGCCCUGAUGAAGCAGAAGCAUGAGCAGCAUGGGAGUUGAAGCAAAAACUUCAUAUUUCUUGUACUGAUGAUUCAUUUGCAAAAAUUGAGACUUAUAUAGAACUCCAAUCUUAGUUUUCUUGUAAGGAUUAAAUAUAUUCUAAUAUGGAUGCCAUUACUGAGGUAGGAUUCCUAACUUAUCAAUGACAUAUUCAUAGUCAUUGGAUGUCUUAUGCUUCUUUGUGUGGGUCAUGUUAGGGCUUUUUCUCCUCCUUUUCCCCCAAAUGAAUAAAAAGCCCAUGCUUUUUUGUUAUUUUCCUUGGCAAAAUAAAAGACAUGUUUUGGAAAGGAACACAAAGAA